Molecule: messenger RNA, 7709 nt
Organism: Lethenteron reissneri (Far Eastern brook lamprey)
Lineage: Eukaryota; Metazoa; Chordata; Hyperoartia; Petromyzontiformes; Petromyzontidae
Product: syntaxin-binding protein 5-like
Biological process (GO): exocytosis; Golgi to plasma membrane transport
Cellular component (GO): SNARE complex; plasma membrane; cytoplasm
Molecular function (GO): GTPase activator activity; syntaxin binding; myosin II binding
Source: RefSeq, a predicted model, not a curated record
AUGGUUCUGAAGUCGCCAGAGUUACUGUCCAUGCUCCUCAACUCAAGAGUGUCGCUCUCCAUGAGCGAAGCGAAGGAGGGUUACAGACGCAUGCACGCGAGCGUGUGGCCCGCAGUCCGGCGCCGUGGCGGAGGAGGCGGUGAGGGUCGGUGGAUCACCGCGCUCCCGCUGCGACUCUCCAAAGUCGUGGGCGUCGAGGAGGAUACCGUAAUCCCGGCUCGCCCGGAGAAGGCGCUACGGCAAAUUCGAGGAAAGAGCCGGAGAGUAAAGUCACCCAGCUCGGUGGCAGAUUUAGAGCAACCGGACGGUGGGACAGGCGCCACGAGCCCCGGCGGCGAGGCCGUGGCGGUGCCGUCGUGGGCCCCCUCGGCCCGCCGCCGCUUUUACAGCGCAGACGGCGCCGGCGGCACCGGCGGGCCGAGGUCGCGAGGCCGCGCCGGCGGGGGGCCCCGCGCGGGCGUUCGCGCCAAAACCCCGUCGACCUCCUCCUCCUCCCCGGCCGAGGCCUGGCCGCCCGGAACCAACGGAGAUGCCGGCCCGGGCCUGGGCCUGGCGGUGACCUCCAACGCCCGCGAGAGCCGCGACAACUCGUUCAGCCGCUCGCGCUCGUCCAGCGUGUCGAGCAUCGAGAAGGAGGCGCGCGAGGCCAUCACGGCGCUCUGCUACGCCGACUCGUUCGGCUGUCGGGCGGCGGGGGGCAGCCCCUCGCCCUGCCUCUGGGUGGGCACCUCUCUGGGCACCGUCAUGGGCAUCCUGCUCACCCUGCCCUCCGCCUCGCCCGCAGAGGCGCGCCUCUCCCAGCCCGUCAUCGUGUCGCCCAGCGGCACGGUGUUCCGGCUGAAGGGCGCCAUCAUGCGGCUGGCGUUCCUGGGCUGCGACGGCUCCCUGACCCCGCCGCCGGCGGAGCCGUGGCGCGACCCCAACAGCGCCGAGGAGCGCGACGAGCGGGAGGGGAGGAUCUCGCGCAAGCGCCGGCCCGUCUCCGUGUCGCCGUCGCAGUCUGGGCCCGACCUGCCCGGUGGCGGCGGCGGCAGUGGGCCGGGAGGAGGCGUAGCGGGUGGCGGCCCCCAGGGCGAGCAGCAGUUCAUGUUGCUGUGCUCGGAGAAGCAGGCCAAGGUGGUGUCGCUCCCGUCGCAGGCGGUGGCCUACAAGCACAGCAUCACGGAGACGUCGUUCGUGCUGCGCGGCGACGCCGUGAGCCUGGGCGGCGCCGCCUGCCUCGCCGCGUUCUGCGCCCACGGCCACAUCAUGGCCUUCAGCCUGCCGAGCCUGCGGCCCCUGCUGGACGUGAACUACCUGCCGGUGACGGACAUGAGGAUAGCGCGCACCUUCUGCUUCGCCAACGAGGGCCAGGCCCUCUACAUGAGCUCCCCCACCGAGAUCCAGCGGCUCACCUGCAGCCAGGACAUGUGCGAGAACCUGCAGGAGAUGUUGGGGGAGCUCUUCACCCCCGUGGACACCCCCGAGGCUCCCAACCGUGGGUUCUUCAAGGGGCUCUUCGGGGGCAGCGCCCCCUCUGUGGACCGCGAGGAGCUCUUUGGCGAGACGGCGGGCAAGGCAUCGCGGAGCCUGGCGCAGCACAUCCCGGGCUCGGGCAGCGUGGAGGGGGUGCGCGGCGCCGCCACCGGCGUGGCGGCCGACCUGGCGCGGGCGCGGCUGGCGCUGGACGAGCGUGGCCAGCGGCUCGGCGAGCUGGAGGACCGCACGGCCGCCAUGCUGGCCAGCGCCGAUACCUUCUCCAAGCACGCGCAUGACCUCAUGCUCAAGUACAAGGAUAAGAAGUGGUACCAGUUCUGAGGACUAACACCGUCCCAGCAGCCCAACUCCCUCGAUCCGGCGGUUGAGACUGAGCGGUCACGUGGUGGUGCCAUACCCUGGCCUUGCCCUCUGGCCUUGCCCCCCCCCGGCCAUGCCCCCCCCCCCCGGUCAUACCCCCCAUGGAUUGGGGCAAGCACCGGGAAUCGCGUGUCGCUCCGAGCCAGCCCGCACGCCGCAACCGCCCCUGCCGCGUCGUACACACGCGCGUGCGCACGCACGCACGCAUAUACACACGCACGCACGCAUAUACACACGCACGCGUAUACACACACAUGCGUGCACCACCGCACCGUGUACACGCGUCACGCACACGCGUCACGCACACGCGGCUAGACACACGCACGCGUGUCGGACGCACGCGCGCGCGGGAAAACGACGACACGACGACCAAAAGGUAAUCUACGAAUGUUGGCUCGAUAAUCAGACUAAGUUAUUCUUCUAUGCCUUAUGUUGUGAGGGUUAUGUUUUUCACACGAUCGGCGUGUGUUCACUGUGUGUGUGUGCCGUGGUGGUGGUGGGGGCGGUGGUGGUGGCGGUGGUGGGAGGGCGCAGAACUGCAGUUGGUAUUUCACAGAUCCCGCAAACACUGCACGCGAGCGAAUCCAGAGGUGUGGGGGGGGGGGGCUGGAGAGGGUUUAAGUUGAGCCGCUGCACAACCACGUUUCAGUGUCCACCACUUGUCCACCGUGAGCUUGCGGCUCCUGCGAGUCGCGUGCGAACCCGGCGCGCUCCACUCCGCACAGCGAGCAGCCCCCCACAGAGUGAGUAUUUGAUGAGACAUUAAAAGCCUUGGCUGGGUGGCAGCAGCGGCAGCAGCUGCCACCAUCAGGAGGGGGGAGGGGGUGGGGUGCCCCCCUUUCACUCACCCUCUUUAAAUGUCUACCCCCCCCCCCCAAUCCCCUUCGCUAGUCUGAGAACCGUGACGAUGUUUCCGCUGCUCUCCGCUGUUUGCGUUCAGCAGUUUCCAAUCCCAGGUGGCACCUCCUCAUCCUCCUUCAUCGCCGUCAUCGUUGUCGGCAUCAAACGCACCCAUCACCUCGCCACGUCCCCCAACAGGGGACAGAGCCCCCCCCCCUUGCUCUGACCUUUCUCACUGGGGGUCACGCCCCCCCCCCCCCCGCACGCCGCCCUACCCCCUUGCCGAGACCCCAGUUCGUUCCUCCUGCCCCCGCCCCGUGAGAGGGGUACGGGGCGAUGAAGAACGCUGUGAGUCCCCCAAUGCCGUUACGAGUGUCGGUGUGCGCGCGCGUACGUGUGUGUGUUUUCAGGGUGUGUUGUGUCUGGCUGUGCGUGUCGGUGUGUGUCGCGUGUCUUCUACCUUUGAGUUGGUGUAGGUGUCCGUCCGUGGGGUGGGGUGUGCGUUCGUGCGUCUGCUUGUGUCCUGUCGCGCGCGUGUAUGUAUGUGUGUUUUUCGACGCGUGUGUCUGUGUCUGUGCGCGUCCACGUGCGCUCGUUUGGCAGCGCGUGUGCCCGUGUGCCACAACCGUGCUGCUGCUGUUCCUGCGUCUCGCGGCGGCCUGCGCGUGCUCCUGUUCGUGGCUCUCCGCCUGUGGGCGUGUUCACGCGUUGUGCGUGCGCGCGUCAACCUGUGCGCUCGUUCACCCGCCGGUCCGUCCUGUGUUGCGUACGCCUGUGCGUGCACGUGUGUGUGAGGGUGUGUGCGUGCGUGGUGGUGGUGGUGGUUGUGCCCGCCUGUGCGUGCACGUGUGUGUGGGGGUGUGUGCGCGCGUGGUGGUGGUGGUUGUGCCCGCCUGUGCGUGCACGUGUGUGCACGUGUGUGUGAGGGUGUGUGCGAGGGUGUGUGCGCGCGUGGUGGUGGUGGUGGCUGUGCCCGCCUGUGCGUGCACGUGUGUGUGGGGGGGGGGGGGUGUGCCCGCCUGUGCGGGCAUGUGUGUGUGGGGGUGUGCAUGCGCGUGGUGGUGGCUGUGCCCGUCUGUGCGUGUGGCACGGUUAUCGCGAGUGAUGUGGAAGGAGGGGUGGAGGAGGAGGGGGGGGAAGGAGGAACGGGGUGUCUCGUGAGGCUGUAGUUCUCGGAAUGCAAAUCCUUUUGGUAUGGGGGGGGUGUGGUGGAAGGGGAGAGGUGGUGGUGGUGUGGGGUGAAUUAAUGAAUUAGCGAAAGACGGUAGCAUAAAGUGACCACUUCCCCCCCCCCCCCCACUCGACUGGAGUACGCUGCUCGAGUGUGGCACGUGGUGAACGCGGUGCAAUCGUCGCAUCCACUGUUAGAUGAAAGCAUCGCCCGUGCCAUAGUCACACGUGUUCUGUCCACCGUUCGAUGAAGGCAUCACCAAUGACAUUGCCGCACGUGUUCUGUCCACUGUUGGAUGAAAGCAUCGGCCACCUCACACGAUCAUCGUACGACAAGCAGGAUGAACCGUCGUCAUCUGCGUCGCAGCAGCGUCAUCAGUCAUCAUCACUCGAGCGGCGCCUAUCUCCAACACUGCCCACACCAUCACCGUGAUUCGUGGGCCACGUGAACACACAACAACAACAACAACCGCCGUUCACCACUUAGCGGCGGUGAUGUCAUCACGGUGCUUGUGCCAUGCUAGGUGCACUUUGGGGCCACGCAAGGUUGUCGAAAGCCCGCUGGCAGGAGGUGGUCACGGAAGCAGAUCCUGGUGCCACGGGUUGACUGACUGCGAUGGCUGGCAGACGUGCACCAGCUGUGCCCCCCCACCCCCCUCCACUGUGCCAAACUUCCUGCCACAACCACCAGCAUCAUUGUCGCCAUCGUCACCUUGAGAGGACGGCUCCACUUGCUGUUGGCACCACCACCACCACUACUACCCCCACCACCGUCAUCGUUUAACCAUCAUCACUCUGAAGAGGUGCUGAGCUCUCCCCCGCCCCGCCACCCACCCACGCGUGUCACUCCACUGCUUUGAGUGCAAUAUUAUUGCGACGAUCGUGAUGCAUUGGCGACAGGCGAGAUGAAAAGGUGGGGGGGCGACAAUAUAUGUAUAGAAAUUAAAACGCGUGAAAAAUAAAUAACGGUACAUGUAACAAAUUUAAACUUUCAAGGAUACAAACGAUGGGGGGUAGGGCGGUCAUAAUAAAAACAAUUGCAUGUUGUAUAGAAGAUUCACCGCAAUGGAUUCCCCACUAAGUCAAGGUUUCGCUCUAUGUACGUAUGUAUAGCGUGGAAGAGUAGGCCAAUUACCCUCGAGAGAGAGAGGGCUGUCUGCAGAGCUCCUCGCGGAGGCGCAUCCGCCAGCAGUGACGUGAGCGGGGCCCCAUUGCAGGCCUGCGCUUUUAUCCCCAAGCGCGCUGAUUGUGUUCGCGCCACGUGGCCAGGCUCCAGGGCUGCGCCAUCAAAGCCGCUCGGCUUGACAACCUGGUUCGAUUCCUGGGUCUGACACAGUUACCCACUCCCCCCCCCCCGUCUUGACGGAACCUCCUUUCGGGACCCCUGAAACUCAUCCCCCCCCCCCCACACACAUCUCCAUCAAAAACAUGUACAGGGGAUAUCCAUCCACUUUAACUUAUUGGAUGCGUCCAUCAACCCUUGCCAGCGAUUUGAUUACAUUCCCCAAUAAUUUGAUUCAAGGAUGUCUAUGGGUUUUUUUUACAUCGUGGUGAAUAUAGCGCCCUCCAGCGGCUGCAGGGUUGAAGCGGUGCCAUUCCGCACACCCUAAACGAAUUGGGGAUGUCUGGCCCAAAGCCAUUGAGAAUGGAGGAGGUGGUGGGAGGGUACAUGGGGGGGGUACCCUGUUCAGUCCCCUGUUUGUAGGGGUCCAAGCACAAAUACACACCGACCCGUCAAACCUGGCUUUUGCCCCCCCCUCCCUCCCUCCCUCAUACCAGUGUUAAUAUAUUGUCUCUGUACAGGAGCCUAAUUUCUCAUGGAAUAUUUUUCGGAGCUCAGCCCCGGACGGCUCCUGCUGAAAUUAAGCCCCGCUGCAUACUUCACCAGCGGCGGCUGCCCGUGUAUGGGGAGCCGUGGCAGGCGGCGCACACACCCACAUAUCUGUAAUCCCUGCUCCGCCAUCCUCUUCAAAAAAGACUCGGGUGGUGCGUGUGUAGACUACCAAGUCGCGUGGUGUGCGUGAAGGCUACCAAGCCACGUGGUCCGCGUGUAGACUUUGGGGCCACGUGGUCCGCGUGUAGACUUUGGUGCCACGUGGUCCGCGCGUAGACUUUGGGGCCACGUGGUCAACAUUUCGACUACGGUGCCACGUGGUCCACCCUAUGAUGUCAUCGUUAUCCAAAUAUCUCACUCCGGCACGAGCCCAACGUGACGGGCCCCCCAGACCCCACCACAUCUGCUCACACAACCACUCUUACAUCUUCCGCUGCUUGCCACCGCCGCCGAUGGCUCACUUUGCUCACCGGGUGAGAGGCGAUUUGCGAUGCGAAUCUCCCCGGCGGAUCCGCUGCUCGGUUAACGUCCUCGGAAUAGCUCACCUGAGUUGCAAUUUAUUUCGGGAGUUUGUGGGCCACGGCCGAGGAGGAGAAGUGAGAGGCCGAUUUAGGUCCGAGCCCGGCUUGUCGGCGCUGUAUUAUACAGGGGGAUGAUGAUGAUGCUGCUGCUGCUCUGCUCGUUCUCGCCGUGCGCUGUAUUUUGCCAGGUCCUCCCGUGGUAUUUAAGCCGUCACGAAAUCGCGCGCUACCUUUCAGUGCGAUGUACAUAACGCAUUGGGCAAAGAGACGCGGUCUACAGUAAUAACUAUUGAGAAAUAAUAAUAACAUUGACGACGAUGAUGAUGAUGCCGGUUACGCUUCACUCUCGCCCUCCACUCCCCUGUCGAGGCGUCAUUUUUUUUGUACUGUGCUGUUGUUAGAAGAGACGCCAAGAGCAUCUCCGUCUAUCUUUCUCUGUCGUUGUCCUCCACAUCUUUUAUCUCUCGAUCUCUUAAGAUCUCCCCCCCCUCCCCCUGUGUCUUGCCACCCCGAUAUCUCUGCUGACCAAAUCCCAGAUACAUAUAUAAUCUCGCGCGCCCGUCUCCUUUCUCUGGUCGCUCUUCAAAUAUCCCUAUCCACCACUCCCCCUCGCUCUCUGCCCGCUCAUCUCCUCCCCCAAUCACCCAUUGCUUUGUUUCCCUCCUCGCUCGCUCACUCUCCCGCGUCUCUCACCCCUCUCUUCUUCCCAACUCAACCUCGUCACCCUCUCUCCAGCCUUCAUCUCUCUCGCUCUCCCUCCCUGUUCCCUAUCUCCUCUCGACUCCCCCUUCCAUUACCCCGGCUCCCUCCUUCCUUGCACCCCACUGGGGUAUAGGCAUCGAGUGUGCAUCAGCCCACUGGGCCGGAUGGGUUCCAAGUUACAAAGAGGAAGGGGGGGGGAUUGGAGAGGGGUGGAGGGCAAAUCAAUCAUUGCACCAUGGCACGUAGCAAGCUCGCUACGUCGCUGCUGUACCCGCAUCUCCAGCCCAGCCCCCGUCUCUCCCAUCCUCUCCUCGUUCAUAUCCCCCUCUGUCCACCCCCCUCUAUCAACACCCCCCUCUAUCCUACCGUUCUCCAUCUCUCUCUCUCUCUCUCAUGCUCGCCUCCUCUCGCCCAUCAUCGCCUCCCGAUGCGAUCAUCCAGGUGAGAUGAGAGCCUAGAACGGGGGGCGACUCUGGCUCACUCACAGGAGACAUGGGGGUCAAAGAGAUGCAAAGGUUCAGGGAGCAGGGGUGAAACGGACAUUGCUUCUCCCCUCGCUGCUGCUCCCAUUUUGUUGAGUGUCCCCCCCCCCCAUAUCCCCUCCUCUCUCUCUCCACACCUGUCCCCCUCACCUGUCCCCCUCACCCGUGCUCCCACGUUCACCCACAGUCCCCUUGCCUCGUGUGUCCCCCGUUAAAUAUUCCUCCAACCUCCACAGAACCGCGUCGGGAUUGAACCCGGAAAGCCCUUAGGUCUGGGGCGAUGGUUUCGUCUGUAACUGAGAUGCGCGGAGGAAUAAAAGUGCG